Molecule: messenger RNA, 3516 nt
Organism: Cavia porcellus (domestic guinea pig)
Lineage: Eukaryota; Metazoa; Chordata; Mammalia; Rodentia; Caviidae
Gene: Dis3l
Product: DIS3 like exosome 3'-5' exoribonuclease
Exons: 17
Coding region: 342-3260 (972 amino acids)
Biological process (GO): rRNA catabolic process
Cellular component (GO): cytoplasmic exosome (RNase complex)
Molecular function (GO): RNA binding; 3'-5'-RNA exonuclease activity
Source: RefSeq, a predicted model, not a curated record
CCGCCUUGCAGCCCCUGGGCCCGCUCUGCGCCCGCAGCUCCUCGGGGCUGCCUGCACCGAGGCCUCGGGGCUGGGGAUGGAACUAGGCCCGUGCUGCCGAGAAGGAUCCUGCGGGGCAGCUGGAUGGCGGCAGCUAUGGGCCACCCUGCCCCCCACUCCCAGGAUGUACAUGUACCCGUCUAGGGUGCAGGUGGCCUUAUUUGCCAUUUCCCUACUAGGCCAGGGUGCGAGAUGGGAAGCUCCUUUCUAGCGAUGUGACUCAUUACGUGAUCCCAGACUGGAAAGUUGUCCAAGACUACCUAGAGAUCCUGGAAUUUCCAGAACUGAAGGGGAUUAUUUUCAUGCAAACGGCAUGCCAAGCUGUGCAGCAUCAAAGGGGCCGGAGACAGUAUAACAGACUGCGGAGCCUGCUGAAGGACACGCGGCAUGACUGCAUCCUCUUCGCCAACGAGUUCCAGGAGCAAUGCUACCUCCCCCGGGAGAAGGGUGAGGCCGUGGAGAAGUGGCAGACCAGGAGCAUCUACAACGCAGCUGUCUGGUACUAUCACCACUGUGGGGACAGGAUGCCCAUCGUUAUGGUGACAGAAGAUGCAGAGGCGAUCGAGCAGUAUGGGAGUGAAACCCAAGGAGUGUUUGUGAUUUCUUUCAAGGAUUACCUGGACAACUUCUGGCCGGAUUUAAGUGCUGCCCAUGAGCUGUGCGAAUCUAUCCUGCAGUCCCGCCGGGCGCGGGAGAGCGAGAGCCAGGAGAGCCACGGCCGGGAGUACGCGGAGCACCUGCCUCUGGAGGUGCUGGAGGCCGGCAUCAGGUUGGGGCGCUACGUGCAGGGCACUCUAAAUGUGAACAAAUACAGAGCCCAAAUAGAAGCUUUUGUUCGACUUCAAGGAGCCAGCAGUAAAGAUUCAGGUCUAGCUAGUGACAUCCUCAUCCAUGGCAUGAAGGCUCGGAACCGUGCCAUCCACGGGGACGUGGUAGUCGUGGAACUGCUCCCGAAGGGUGAAUGGAAGGGAAGGACCGGCGCCCUGUGUGACAAUGACAGCGAGGACAAGGCUUCAAGUGAGGCCCCCAGCGAGCCCAUGCCCACAGGCCGAGUGGUGGGCAUCCUUCAGAAGAACUGGCGCGAUUAUGUGGUGACUUUCCCGUCCAAGGAGGAGGUCCAGUCUCAGGGCAAAAAUGCUCAGAAGAUCCUUGUCUCUCCGUGGGAUUACAGAAUCCCCAAGAUCCGCAUUAGCACCCAGCAGGCCGAAGCCCUGCAGGACUUCAGGGUGAUCGUGCACAUCGAUUCCUGGGAGUCGACAUCCUUGUACCCAAACGGACACUUUGUCCGAGUGUUAGGAAGAAUCGGCGACCUAGAAGGGGAGAUCGCAACCAUCCUGGUGGAGAACAGCAUCUCGGUCACCCCCUUCUCAGAGGCUCAGCUGUGUGAGACACCCGUGAACACCCCCGAGAAGCCCUGGCAGGUGAGUGCCGAGGAGGAGCGCAGGAGGAGAGACCUGCGGCGGACCCACCUGGUGUUCAGCAUCGACCCCAAGGGCUGUGAGGACGUGGAUGACGCGCUGUCUGUCAGGACCCUGAGCAACGGUGACCUGGAACUCGGGGUUCACAUUGCAGACGUCACACACUUCGUGGCUUCCAAUUCUUACAUCGACGUCAAAGCCAGGACGAGGGCCACCACUUACUACCUAGCAGAUCGGCGCUAUGACAUGCUGCCCUCUGUCCUCAGUGCUGACCUGUGUUCCCUCCUGGGAGGCGUGGAUAGGUAUGCUGUGAGCGUCAUGUGGCAGCUGGAUAAAACCUCUUAUGAAAUUAAGACGGUGUGGUAUGGAAGAACCAUCAUUCGGUCCGCUUACAAACUCUGCUAUGAAGCAGCUCAAGAGCUCCUGGAUAGAAACUUUGGCAUCGUUGAUGAGAUCCCAGAACUCAAAAACCUGGAUGAGAAGAGCAAGCAGGCUAGGCUGGAGGAGCUGGCAGGGGCCAUCGAGAGGCUGACUGACAUCGCUCGCCAUGUCCGGGCAAAGCGCAACCGCUGUGGGGCCCUGGAGCUGGAGGGCGUGGAGGUUCGAGUCCAGCUCGAUGACAAAAACAAUAUCCACGACCUCAUCCCCAAGCAGCCCCUGGAGGUCCAUGAGACCGUGGCUGAGUGCAUGAUCCUGGCCAACCACUGGGUGGCCAAGAAGAUCUGGGAGAGCUUCCCACACCAGGCCCUUCUGCGCCAGCACCCACCGCCCCACCAGGAGUUUUUCGCUGAGCUCCGCAAGUGCGCCGCGGCCAAGGGCUUCACCAUCGACACUCGGUCCAACAAGGCGCUGGCCGACUCUCUGGACAAGGCAGAGGACCCUACCGACCCCAUGGUGAACCGGCUGCUGCGCUCCAUGGCCACGCAGGCCAUGUCCAACGCACUGUACUUCUCUAGUGGCUCCUGUGCAGAGGAGGAGUUCCACCACUACGGUCUGGCCUUGGAUAAGUACACCCACUUUACUUCUCCAAUAAGGAGAUACUCGGAUAUUAUCGUGCACCGCCUACUAAUGGCAGCCAUUGCAAAAGAUGAGAAAAUGGAACUGAAAGAAAAUUUAUUAAGCAACAAAGAUCUUGAGGAAUUAUGUAGACAUAUCAACAACAGAAACCGAGCAGCACAGCAUGCUCAGAAGCAGUCCACUGAGCUCUUCCAGUGCAUGUACUUCAAAGACAAAGACCCUGAAACUGAGGAGCGCUGCAUAGCUGAUGGUAUUAUUUACUCCAUCAGGACGAAUGGUGUGCUGGUGUUUAUCCCAAGGUUUGGGAUUAAAGGUGCUGCUUAUCUAAAAAAUAAAGAUUGUUUAGUGAUGGCCUGUGGCCGAGACAGCUGCUUGGAAUGGAAACCAGGGUCCCUACAGAGAUUUCAGGACAGAAUCAUCUCCACCACGACGGGAGGGGAGUCGGUCACGCUCCACUUGUUUGACCAUGUGACGGUCAGAAUAUCUGUGCAGGCCUCGCGCUGCCACUCGGACACCAUCAGGCUUGAGCUGGUCAGCAAUAAACCGCACAAGGACCCGAACUCGGAGCUCUCCCAGCCAAGCCCGCUCCUGCUGAAGAGCGACUUAGUAAGGGAGGUCACCAGGUGCGCAGAGGAGGCCCAGCUGGCCCAGGAAGUGGUGGCACACGCCAUCCCGGAGGAGGAGUAUCUGGAGUACCGGCAGACCAAGGGCCGAAGUCUGUACAUGCUUCUGGAGGAGAUCAGGGACCUGGCGCUCCUGGACGUCUCGGGGGACUGCGGCAUGUGAGAGGGGCUCACUUCACUGAAAGAGCUUCGGCUCAGUGUCUUCCCAGACUUCACAUGGUGUCUCGUCACUCUGUGCUCUGGACUGAUCAGGACCAAGCAGGCGUUUCCCGUGCUUCUCUCCUGGUUCGCUGGUGCUGCUGUAAAUGCAGGGCAAGGUCAUUGUGGACACAGAGGUUCCAGCCCUGAGCAGACAGGGAACAGUGCUCCAUAAGGUCACUUGAUGGCUUCUUAAUAAACCAAGUUUUAGUUGUCUGGUC